Molecule: messenger RNA, 4274 nt
Organism: Mytilus trossulus (common blue mussel)
Lineage: Eukaryota; Metazoa; Mollusca; Bivalvia; Mytilida; Mytilidae
Exons: 8
Coding region: 48-3068 (1006 amino acids)
Source: RefSeq, a predicted model, not a curated record
GGUCUCACUUAUUGUAAGAUAUACGUUACAGAAGCCUUCUCUGUCAGAUGAAGGCAAUAUAUAUAUAUGUAUCUGUAUUUCAGGGUGAAACUCCAUACGAUCUAGCAGCAAGAGAGAAACUGAGGCAGUAUAAAGAUGUGAUAAAAUACUUAAAGACAGGUGUGAUGGCUAGACUCGAGAUUGAAGAUAAUAAAGUUCCAACUGAAAUCAAAUUAAUGGCUGACAAAAGAUCUGUACCUUUGUACCUCAAAUUACUUGAGUCAGGCUCUGAGAAAAAGAGAGACAUACGUUUAGUAAUAGUUGGGAAGAAAGGUGCGGGUAAGACCUCAUUGGUUAAAAGAUUAUUCAACGAAGGAAAGAAAGGUUCUGGACUAACAUCAUUUUUUAAAAGAUGGUUUGGAGGAAGUAGUGCAGAUGUUACAAGCACAAAUGGAAUAGAAAUUCAUAGGAUAAAAUGCAAAACAAAAUCUGGUGAUAGCAUUUGGAAUGGAUUAGAAGGCAACCAUGAAGAAACUGAACUUCAUGCAAGAUUAUUAAAACCAUACGAAGAAAAAAUAGCCAGUGAGGACAGCUCAGCCAUCAUUGAAGAAGCAGCCCACAAGAAGUUUACGGACACCACUUCAACAACAAGUUUUGAUGAAUCAAAGGAACCAAGAACAGUAUUUCAGCCUAAAAUACUUAAACCUCCAGUAGCCACUGAAUAUAAAACCCAACCUCCAGUAGACAUUCAAAUUAUACACCCAGUAGCCACUGAACAUAAAGAAAAAACCUCAGAAGACACUAAAUUUAACUAUGCAAUGGGAGAUCAUGAAACUGUCAAAGACAACACCCUCAUAACUAUUUUGUACAGACGUGUUGAUGAAUCAACGGAAUCAAAGACUUUAUCUCAGCAGCCUGAAAAAAUAAAACCUCCAGUAGUCACUCCAGUUGAACCACAAGCAUCUCAAGUAGCCAAUAUUUAUCAUGAACAACAGCAAAACCUAUCAAUAGAAAAAGCUCAUAAAGAUAUCAAUUCCAUGAUGGAAAAAUCGGAAGUUGAUUUACAUGACAAAGAGGAGUAUGCCAAGUUGUUAUUAUGGGAUUUUGCUGGAGAUGAAGAGUUUUACCACACACACCAAACAUUUCUGUCCCAAGAUGCAAUUUAUCUUGUUGUAACAAAACUUAAUGAGGCUGAUGACAAAAAUGCACAAGAAAUGUUUCAGUUGUGGAUGAAUUCAAUACAUUGCUACUGUAGACUUGAUGAUCAGCAAAAUAAACCUGGAAGUUUUACUGCUAAAAUAGAUGAAAGUACUGAGACACAGGAAACAAAUAUUCUCGAUCCACCAGUGAUUCUUGUUGGUUCACAUAAAGACAAAGUCAGGCUUUCAAAGGGAGAAAAGAUAGAGAUCGAAUGCAAGAAGCAGAUUCAAAGCUAUGUGAAAGAUGUUUCAGAUGAUGCCUGUGGACAUAUACGAUCUGAAUACUUCAUUUCAAAUACAAAAGAUGAUGAUGUUGUAUUCCAGAAAAUAAAACAGGACAUCUUAAACUUAGCCAGAGGAAUGAAAUCGUGGAAUAAAGAAUAUCCAUUGAAAUUUAUUCAACUGGAAAAAUGUCUUCAAGAGAGGAAGAAAGGGUUAUCAAUUCCAAUUAUAACCUUAAAGGAACUUGAGCAAAUAUCUCUUAAAACACUCAUGCCAAUGAAUACGGAAGAACUAAUGUUGUUUUUGAAAUUGCACCAUGAAAUCAGAGCUUUAGUUUAUUUUGAGGAUCUUCCCGAAUUUAUUGUUUUAGAUACCCAGUGGUUAUCUGAUGCCUUUAAAUGCAUAGUAACAGCAAAGAAAUUUCAAUCAGAUAUCAGCAGACAUAGAAUGAAGGACAAAUUGGAAGAUUUAAAUCUUAGAGGAAUAUUGCAUAGUGAAGUUUUAGAAGAUAUUUUUAACAAUGAAAAAAACAUUUUGAGCAAACAUGAUAGACAUAAAGAUGCUAUCCUGAAUAUUAUGGAGAAGUUUGAUAUUAUCAUAUGUGUAACCAUUGACGAUGCUGAUGAAAAACCUUGCUACUAUGUACCUUGCAUGGUCAAAUCAAAACCAGAAUAUGACAUAUAUGAAAUGUUUAAUGUUACCAAAGAUACUUGUAAGAAAUCCACCUGGUUAUGUUUCAAGUUUAGGUUUCUUCCACCACAUCUAAUUAAUCAUUUAAUUGCUGCACUGAGCAGGAAGUAUAGAGUUGCAGAAGUUGCUGCUACUAAACAGGAUAAAAAGCAAAUUGCCCUUUUCAGUGGAACUGCUGUAUUUGAGUUACAGAUGAUAACAAAAUUAAGAAAAUUACUCGUUAUAAAAUGUCCAAAUGCUAUUCAAAUUCAAGUUUUGCAAUUUGGGGAACAAAUUGAAAGAGGUUUGUACAAAUACAUUGCUGACUUUAUGACAGAGGAAAUAAUCAAGAUAAUAAGCACAAGAUUUAAGAUGCCCAAUGUAAAAUUUGAGAAAAAGUGGGAAUGUGGCCAAACAAAACCAGAGUCUGUAACAGGAUCAAAUGACUUUUGUGAAGAUCAGGAUACAAAAUAUUAUUGUGAGACAUGUAAAAUUACACACGAGUUCACUGGUGAAUGGUCAGAUCUACAACAUGGAACAGUUGAUUUCACCAAAGAGGAAAUCAAUUAUACAAAAAUGGGAAUGAUCGUGUUGAAUGUUCUCGCUGAUGUUUCAUAUGACCUUCUAAAACCAGAUAAACCAAAUCUACGUCCGAGAAGCGAUUGUGAUAUAACACACUUGUACCAGGAGCAUUUCAAACUUAAAAAACAUAUUCCAACUAAUGGAUGGGGAGGGAAUUGGCAAACCAUUCAGGGUACAGACAUAGCUGUUGGAGAUGAUAUUGAGCGCAUAAGACUUACACGGAAUGAACUACAACACUCAACGGCAGCUGAAAUUGGAGAUACACGUUUCAUUGAGUUGUGUAACAUAUUAAGUGAUCUUUUAAAACGUUUUGAUCAACUUAACAAACCAGCAAGGCUUUAUACAGAUCAACUAAAUAAAAUUUUGUCUAAAACUAUGUCUGCUGAGGAAGUUCAAUCAAUGAAAAUGAAACAUUAGAAAUGGACAUUGAAGUUGAAAUUAUUCCAACACAAUAGAGAAAUAAGUUCAUGCUGUUUUUAAUUGCAAUUUGUAAUUUCAAAACUUUUUAAGAAAUUUACCUACUACCUACUAUACAAACUUCUUGGCAUUAGACUGAUCAGUUUUGACUAUAUCCGUGUAUUGAGAAAAAAUGCUACCAAUUAAAGUCUGUCUUAAACUGUCUCUACAUAGAGUUAUACAAAUAAAUGAACCAGAUGAAAAAGUCAACCAAACUGUUUAUUCAUAGAGUUAUGGAAUGUGAUUGCCAAAAUGAAAUAGAGAACAAAACUGUUUCAUAGAGUUAUGGAAUGUGAUUGCCAACAUGGAAUAUAGAACAAAACUGUAUAUUCAUAGAGUUAUGGAAUGUGAUUUCCAAGAUGGAAUAGAGAACAAAACUGUCUAUUCAUAGAGUUAUGGAAUGUGAUUGCCAAAAUGGAAUAGAGAAGAAAACUGUCUAUUCAUAGAGUUAUGGAAUGUGAUUGCCAAAAUGGAAUAGAGAACAAAACUGUCUAUUCAUAGAGUUAUGGAAUGUGAUUGCCAAGAUGGAAUAGAGAACAAAGCUGUCUAUUCAUAGAGUUAUGGAAUGUGAUUGCCAACAUGGAAUAGAGAACAAAACUGUCUAUUCAUAGAGUUAUGGAAUGUGAUUGCCAAAAUGGAAUAGAGAAGAAAACUGUCUAUUCAUAGAGUUAUGGAAUGUGAUUGCCAAGAUGGAAUAGAGAACAAAACUGUCUAUUCAUAGAGUUAUGGAAUGUGAUUGCCAAAAUGGAAUAGAGAAGAAAACUGUCUAUUCAUAGAGUUAUGGAAUGUGAUUGCCAAGAUGGAAUAGAGAACAAAACUGUCUAUUCAUAGAGUUAUGGAAUGUGAUUGCCAAAAUGGAAUAGAGAACAAAACUGUCUAUUCAUAGAGUUAUGGAAUGUGAUUGCCAAAAUGGAAUAGAGAACAAAACUGUCUAUUCAUAGAGUUAUGGAAUGUGAUUGCCAAAAUGGAAUAGAGAAGAAAACUGUCUAUUCAUAGAGUUAUGGAAUGUGAUUGCCAAAAUGGAAUAGAGAAGAAAACUGUCUAUUCAUAGAGUUAUGGAAUGUGAUUGCCAAGAUGGAAUAGAGAAGAAAACUGUCUAUUCAUAGAGUUAUGGAAUGUGAUUGCCAAAAUGGAAUAGAGAAGAAAACUGUCUAUUCAUAGAGUUAU